Etheostoma spectabile (orangethroat darter) is the source of this 1877-nucleotide messenger RNA. RefSeq names its product occludin-like. The record is from RefSeq and is a predicted model, not a curated record. Lineage: Eukaryota; Metazoa; Chordata; Actinopteri; Perciformes; Percidae. Gene Ontology annotation, biological process: positive regulation of transcription elongation by RNA polymerase II; snRNA transcription by RNA polymerase II. Gene Ontology annotation, molecular function: cis-regulatory region sequence-specific DNA binding. Gene Ontology annotation, cellular component: transcription elongation factor complex; membrane.
GGAUUUGCAGUGAUAUCCUCUAAACCAUGUAUGAGUCUCGGUACUACGAGCCCCCUGUGUACAGCCCGCCUUACAGCACUCACUCCCACAGCUUCUAUCCCCCAAGGAGCGUCCACUCACCCCAGAGCCAUUAUGUCCCCUACACCUACAAUGUCCCUCCGGGCUCCAACUACAUUGAGGAGAAGCCUCAACACUUCUACCGCUGGUUUUCUCCCCCUGGUUUCGUCAAAACCUUCCAAGCAGCUACAGUCCUCAUGUGUUUCAUCAUCUUUGCCUGCGUGGCUUCCACCUUGGUGUGGGACAUUAAUGGAUUUGGGUACGGGGGCUACGGUGUCGGGGCUACGGGGAGUAUCGCGGGGAUGGAGUCGGGAUAUUAUGGAGGCAGCUACGGCUACGGUAGCUCCUACAUGACGCCACAGUCUGCCAAGUCGGCCAUGAUUUCCAUGGCGGCCAUUAACUUCCUGGUUUCACUGGGCUUCCUGGUGGGGAGUUUCUCACAGUCACGGAUCAUGAGGGGAUGCAGGUUCUACCUCACCGUGUUCAUUUGUGAUAUCAUCUUAGCUGUCCUUCAGGGCAUCAUCGACAUCAUCUUUGUGAUCGGGGUGAACCCGAUGUCUCAGAGCUCACAGAGCAUGCUAUACAAUCCCAUGCUGAUGAUGUGCCAGAAUAUCCAGGGCAGUCCCAGCCUCAGCGGCAGCGUUGGGGCCGGUUUUCCAGGGGGGUUCCCCAUGUACAAUCAAUACCUGUACCACUACUGCUACAUGGAUCCCGAGGAGGCGGUUGCCUUAGUGUUGGGGCUGAUGGUGGUGUUAGCCCUGUCCCUGUCUGCUUACUACGCCUACAAGACCCGCAGCAAGAUUUGGCGCCAUGGCAAAGCUAACAUCUACUGGGACGAGUUUCUGCUCAGGUCGUCAGAGGGCCAGGAUGUACAGGACUGGGUGAACCAUGUGGGAGAGGCGCGCAGCACCCAGCAGGCACCAACUGUUGUCGUAUCAGAGAGAGCAGCACCUGACCUGAGGGCGGAGAACGGUGUGGUCUCCUACGGCAACGGAACCGUCAGCAUCCACAGUGAGGGGAAUUAUAAAAGCAACAGUUUCGCUGCUGACAACAGUAAUGGUCGGGGUGCUGAGCCUCUGUGCCAUGACAGCAUGGUCACACUUGGCUCCAACAGCUCCUCAGAGGAGACCGACAGCAUGAGGAAACCUCCUCCUUAUCACGUGGAGAAGGAACGGAGGAAGGGCCGAGAGCCCAGGCCUGCUGCUCGGGAAAGGAUGGAGUCCCCGUGUGAGACCGGUUACACCACCGGAGACACCGGCAAUGAGCUGGACCAGGACCACACAGACAACCUGUACAGGCUGUACCCAGAGAUAACGUCAGACGAGCGGCGCCGCCAGUACAAGAAGGAGUUUGACUUGGAUCUGGCCCGCUAUAAGAGCCUCUGCGCUGAAAUGGAUGACAUCAGCGACCAGAUGCACAAGCUGAGCCGAGAACUGGACAUGUUGGACGAGGGCUCCAUAAAGUACCAGGGUGUGGCAGACGAGUACAACCGACUCAAAGACCUGAAAAGGACGUCAGACUACAAAGCGAAGAAGAAGCAGUGCAAAGAACUUCGGGAAAAACUUUUCCACAUCAAACGUCUGGUGAAAGUCUUUGACCAAGAGGAUUCCAACAGCGGGACGUACAACAGUCUGCAGCUGCCGUUGUCGGAAAAACACACGUUACGUUUACUUGAAACUGCACGAAAAGCUGGUCAGUGGCCUGAGACCUGGCACCAGAACGACUGGGUUGGCAACAAGACAGAUCCAGCCCGGAGCUGGCUCGUCUCUCCACUGGAGGCCCGUGUGAGGACAGAGAGCUCGUUUCAUGAGGGGAAAUAG